This is a messenger RNA of Silurus meridionalis, 1993 nucleotides long. Its product is annotated as polyadenylate-binding protein 1-like. Gene Ontology annotation, molecular function: RNA binding. Gene Ontology annotation, cellular component: ribonucleoprotein complex. Lineage: Eukaryota; Metazoa; Chordata; Actinopteri; Siluriformes; Siluridae. Bases 101 to 1705 code for a protein of 534 amino acids. The transcript is spliced from 11 exons. The record is from RefSeq and is a predicted model, not a curated record.
CUCAUCACUACUUUUCACCUCUUCAGCACGUGCAUACCACAAAAAUGUAAUUAUCGGCAGCCCCGCCCCCUUGGUUGGAAGUCACGUGACCAGAUACACUAUGCAAAUGAGUUCCUAUUGUGACGUCAUUGCAUCUAUAAAGUGCUCCUGUAAAAUGAAUUUCAAACUCGCAACACUAUAUGUGGGUGAUCUGCACCCUGAAGUGACAGAAGCCAUGCUUGUAGGAAAAUUUAGUCCUUCAGGCCACCUUCACUCCGUCCGGGUCUGCAAAAAAUGGGAGACCGGCGCUUCACUUGGCUAUGCAUAUGUCAACUUUUACCAGCAAUCUGAUGCUGAGCGAGCAUUGGAAACACUUAAUUGUGUGUCCAUUAUGGGGAAGCCAAUGAGAGUCAUGUGGUGUCAGAGGGAUUCCACCAUAAGGAAGAGCGGCGUUGGAAACCUGUUUAUUAGAAACUUAGAUGUGGAAACAGAUGACAGCACGGCCCUUUUUGACCUUUUUUCAUGCUUUGGGAAAGUUCUGUCAUGCAAGGUUGUACCUUACAAAACGGGGACAAAAGGGUACGGUUAUGUCCAGUUUGAGAGUCAAGAGGCGGCGAAUUUGGCAAAGGAACGACUCAACGGCAAACUUUUCAACAACCAUAUAAUAUCCGUUGAACACUUUAAAUCUCGGAAGGAGCGUGAUGCAGCAGUGAACUGUCAGAAUGAACAGAAAGAGAUUCUGGACCUCUACAUAAAGAACCUGGAUGAACAUAUAAAUAAUGAGUACCUUUACAGGGAGUUCUCCAAAUUUGGAACCGUCAUAGACGCAAAGGUCAUAAUGGAAAACGGACGAUCCAGAGGGUUCGGAUUUGUGCAAUUUUUAUCUGCCAAAGAAGCAGCGGAGGCCAGGCGUCAGCUGAAUGGCACAAUCUGGGGAAGGAAGCCGAUCUAUGUGGGUGUGGCCCAGCACAAAGAAGAACGUCAGAGAGUGAAACCAGCUCCGCCUCAAGUUCCAGCUGUUGAACAGAGUCCAUCUCCACCUCUGGUUCCAGAUGUUGAACAGAAUCCAGCUCCACCUCAGGUUCUAGCUGUUAAACAGAGUCUAGCUCCACCUCAAUUCUCAGUUGUUAAACAGAAUCCAGCACCACCUCAGGUUCCAGCUGGUAAACAGAGUCCAGCUCCACCUCAGGUUCCAGCUGGUAAACAGAGUCCAGCUCCACCUCAGGUUCCAGCUGGUAUACAGAGUCCAGCUCCACCUCAGGUUCCAGCUGGUAUACAGAGUCCAGCACCACCUCAGGUUCCAGCUGGUAAAGAGAGUCCAGCUCCACCUCAGGUUCCAGCUGGUAUACAGAGUCCAGCACCACCUCAGGUUCCAGCUGGGAUACAGAGUGCAGCACCACCUCAGGUUCCAGCUGCUAAACAGAGUCCAGCACCACCUCAGGUCCUAGUUGUUGAAAAGAGUCCAGCUCCACUUGAAGAUAACUCUGUAAACGAGAAAACAGCUCCACUUGGAGCUAAAGAUUUAGUUGAAGUGCCUAUUAUAUCUGAGGUAUCCACAACUGCAUCACCUCAACCGCACUUCACCAUCUAUAUGUUGGAAUCAAAUUCAAAUUUUGAAGAACAGUUCCAGAUGGCACAUGAUCACCUAUUACCUCUAGUACAGAAAAUCCACCCAUCUGAUCCAAAUAAAUCAACGUGGAUGUUGGUUAAAAGUGAAAAGAACUAAGAAAUACCAAACAUGAACCUGACUUCCUGAAUGGCAAAGAAACUGUAAAGAUGCAAGAUGCUGAAGAAAGAAAAGAAGAAGUAACAAUUAAAAAAACUCAGAAGCAAGAAAAGGAAAAGUCAAUUAAAGUCUCCAAACUACAUUAUAAUGUUUUAAAAUGGUUUUAAAAUGGUUGUGAUUCCUGUCAUUUUAUUCGAACUUAAUGAGGAAAUCGAUUGUGACAAAGUAGAAAAUGUAAAUAUAAUAUAUUAAGCAUUUUCCUGGAACCUCCAUAAAAUUAGAUGUAAA